AUGGGAUGAAUGUGUGCAGGGCAACGGUCCAUGUCAAUGGUCAGCCUCUGUUGGGCUCGGGAAAUGGGAAGCCAAGCACGAUGGGGAGACAUGCUCAGACACAAGCCUCCCUUCACACCCCGGAGCCAAUGGAGGUCUGCUCGGCCAGCUCGUAGCCAGCACCUCCGGCUCUGCAGACCUUGAUGUCUGCACAGCAGACACAGUCUUGGACUCUUGUAGAAUGUACAGAGUUCCUUUGGAUGCCUCGGGCCCAGUGGGUGAGGGCAUGAAUGCUCUUUUCAUGGGGAGAUCUAGUGCCACCGCUCAGGGCAUCAUUGUGCACCUAGGAAUCAUUGAUUUGGACUUCACGGGGCGGAUUUACGCCAUGGUUUCCACACUCACCCCUCCUGUUACUAUCCCUGCGGGAGCCAGACUUGCUCAGCUUGUGCCUUUUAAGUCUUGUGUUUGCAGAGCGGAAGAUUGGCUGCAGGGAGAUAGCGGCUUCGGAUCCACUGGGCCGCCUCAGGUUCACUGGACUGCUGUUCUGGCAGCCAAGGAUUGUCCUGAACGGCUCUGCACCCUGUCCAUCCUUGGUGGGACACCAUCAGAGGAACAGUUGGACCAGGGUCAUCUGAAGCCUUCGACCAGUCCCUGGAACACUCCUGUUUUCUGCAUCAAGAAGAAGUCUGGGAAAUGGAGCUUGUUACAAGACCUCUGGAAAGUUAACGCUGUGAUGGAAAGCAUGGGGGCGAUGGAGGUUGGAAUGCUCAUAUUUAUCAUUAUAUGGAUGGCACCUUGGUGGCUGCACCCACCCAGGAUGAACUGCUGCGGAUACAGCCUCAGCUGAUCACUGCUUUGCAUUCUCAUGGGCUGCAAGUGGCUCCAGAAAAGGUUCAGCAACAGUCUCCUUGGAAGUAUUUGGGGGUGAAAAUUUUGGAACGAACAGUCCAACAUCAGGAGGUGCUUUUGUGCAUUCAUGAAGACGCUGAAUGAUGUCCAGAAAUUGGUGGGUGUUGUUACUUGGUUGCGUCCCUAUUUGGGACUGACCAUGGCACAACUGUCCCCCUUGUCUGGUCUGUUAAAGGGGGACUCUGAUUUAAAGUCACCUCAGACACUGACCCCAGAGGCACAGCAGGUGCCUGGAGGAGGUUCAGUGAGCAGUUUCUGCUCAUCAGGUUUAUCACAUUGACCCUUCCAUUGAUGUCGCUCUUUUCAUUGUUACUCCAGAUGUGUAUCCUGCAGGUAUCAUUGGCCAGUGGAAUCACUGUGAUCUGUAAUCAGGCCAGUGGUCUGAUCCCUUGCAUGUCCUGGAAUGGGUUUUCCUGCCCCAUCAGCCGCAGAAGACGGCGACUGCAAUGUUUGAGCUGAUAGCUCAUUUGAUAAUCAAAUGCCGACAACGGUGUUUGCAAUUGAUGGAUGCAGAUCCCGCAGAUUGUGCUCCCGGUACCAUGGGAGGAUUUUGACUGGAGCUUUGCAAAAAGUAUUUCUAUGCAAAGUGCUCUGGAGAAUUUUUCUGGGCAGGUCACCUACCAUCUGCCCAGUCAUAAAUUUUUGCAAGUGGCGAACUUCACUGAACUUUCUUUGUGGCCCAAACAUAGUCAGGAGCCUGUGCAAGGACCUACUGUCUUUACUGACGGUUCGGGGAGGACUGGAAAGGCCAUUGCUACCUGGAAGGAUGGAUCUGAGUGGCAAGUUUUGGAGAGUCGUGAGACUGGGUCAGCCCAGUUGGUGGAAUUAUGGGCUGCUGUCAUGGCAUUUCAGAAAUUUUCACAGGAACCUUUCAAUUUGGUCACGGAUUCCGCCUACAUGGCCGGUAUAGGCCAACAGUUGGGUCAUGCAGUCUUGAGGGAGGUCAGGAAUCCUGCCUUGUUCUGUUUACUGAAGGCCCUGUGGAGUGCCAUUCAGGCCCGGGUACAUCCGUAUUACGUUCUGCAUGUGAGGAGUCAUACCAGUUUACUGGGGUUUAUUGCAGAAGGUAACGUGAGGGCUGACAAGUUGACUAACCCAGCAUGGUUUGCACCUCAGCCUGAUACGCUUGGCCAGGCCAAGGUGUCACAUGGAUUCUUCCAUCAGAAUGCACAUACUUAGCAGAAAUAGUUUCAGCUGACGUCAGCUGAGGCCCUUGACAUCGUUGAGUCUUGUGACGAUUGUCAUGUGCUUGCUGCGUCUUUGCCGGCAGGGGUAAACCCCAGGGGCCUUUGGGCCUUAGAGCUUUGGCAGACGGAUGUCACUCAAGUUGCCGAGUUUGGCCGGCUCUGGUAUGUGCACGUCAGUGUGGACACUUACUCCUCUGCCAUGUGGGCUUCUGCUCACAGGGGAGAAAAGACCUGCGAUGUCAUUGCCCACUGGAAGCAGGCCUUUGCUGUCUUGGGCAUGCCUUCUGCUGUGAAGACUGAUAAUGGUCCUGUUUACGCCUCUCAGAAGGUGCGGCAGUUCCUGCAGUUGUGGGGUGUGUCACACAAGUUUCGUAUCCCUCAUUCUCUGACAGGUCAGGCUAUUGUGGAACGCACUCAUGAUACGCUAAAGUGAGUUCUGCAGAACCAGAAAUGGGGAAUGCACAGUUGGUUGGGAAAAGCUUUAUAUUCCCUCAAUCACCUCACGGUGCUGCAGAACUCCAGUAACCCGGUCAUGUUGAACCACCACCUUUCCUUGCGGGCUUUGGAUGAGAUACCUCAGCCUCCGGCGAAGGUUGGAUUCUAGUCACAAAACAGUGGGAGGGUCCUUAUGACCUCAUGGCUUGGGGGCGCGGGUAUGCUUGUGUAUCCACAGAUACUGGGGUAUGCUGGGUACCUGUGAAGUGUGUUUGUCCUGACCUGCAACCGCAGAGGCAGCAUCCGGCCGGCGAGUGAGCUGCAGGCCGUGACCAAAUUGGAAGUCAUCGGAUGGGUGGGCCAUCGGGUGAGGACUCAGAUGCAGAUGACAUGAGUGCUCAUCCCAAUGGCCCAUCCACGAGUGGGUGUUGAUGCUAGACAUUUGUUUCACUUUAUUUUUGUGGGUUUUUUGGGUUUUUUUUUGUAAUAACAACAGGGUGAGAUAGCACCCUGAAAUUACAGCCUUCUGACUGUAUGGAGCAUUGUUUAUUUUCUUAUUAUUUUCCUUUUGAUUGUUUAGAAUGUUGCUAGUUUCUUUGUUCAUU
Messenger RNA from Cyanistes caeruleus (blue tit), 3115 nucleotides. The record is from RefSeq and is a predicted model, not a curated record. NCBI's taxonomy places the organism in Eukaryota, Metazoa, Chordata, Aves, Passeriformes, Paridae.